Messenger RNA from Nanorana parkeri, 2037 nucleotides. It is a transcript of the gene GPSM2, whose product is annotated as G-protein signaling modulator 2. Bases 25 to 2004 code for a protein of 659 amino acids. Gene Ontology annotation, molecular function: protein binding; GTPase regulator activity. The record is from RefSeq and is a predicted model, not a curated record. The transcript has 14 exons. Lineage: Eukaryota; Metazoa; Chordata; Amphibia; Anura; Dicroglossidae.
GAUCUCUAGACCUCUGUGCUGAGAAUGUCUGCCAUGACAUUCUGUCUAGGUUGUAGAAAAUCUCCAAGAAUGGAGGCGUCCUGUCUGGAACUGGCUUUGGAAGGGGAACGGUUGUGCAAGGCAGGAGAUUGUCGAGCUGGAGUUUCCUUUUUUGAGGCGGCCGUUCAGGUGGGAACAGAAGACCUGAAAACUUUGAGUGCCAUAUACAGCCAACUGGGGAAUGCAUAUUUCUACCUGCAUGAGUACAACAAAGCAUUGGAAUACCACCAUCAUGAUCUAACACUAGCAAGAACUAUUGGUGACAGACUCGGGGAAGCCAAAGCCAGUGGAAACCUUGGAAAUACUUUGAAAGUCUUGGGUAACUUUGACGAAGCAAUCUUAUGCUGCGAGAGGCACUUGGACAUUUCUCAAGAGCUGUUUGAUAAGGUUGGGGAGGCCAGAGCACUUUACAAUCUGGGAAAUGUGUACCACUCAAAGGGAAAGAGCUUGGCAUGCAUUGGGACACGUGAUCCUGGAGAGUUUCCAGAGGAGGUGAAAAUAGCUCUACAGAAGGCUGUGGAUUAUUAUGAAGCUAAUUUAUUAAUUGUAACGGAAUUGGGAGACCGGGCAGCCCAAGGGCGUGCAUAUGGUAAUCUUGGGAACACACACUAUCUACUAGGAAAUUUCCGAAGAGCAGUCAUGUCCCAUGAGCAGCGACUUCUUAUUGCCAGGGAAUUUGGUGACAGGUCAGCUGAAAGAAGAGCUUACAGCAAUCUUGGAAAUGCUUUUAUCUUCCUCGGUGAAUUUGAAAUGGCAGCAGAGUACUACAAGCGCACAUUGCAGCUGGCCCGUCAACUGAAGGACAGGGCUGUGGAAGCACAGAGCUGUUACAGCCUGGGCAACACAUACACCCUACUUCAAGACUACGAGAAGGCUAUUGAUUAUCAUCUGAAACAUCUGGUCAUUGCAAAGGAACUCAGUGACAGAGUGGGAGAAGGCCGGGCUUGUUGGAGCCUGGGGAAUGCAUACACUGCCUUGGGUAAUCAUGACCAAGCUGUGAACUUCGCAGAGAGGCACUUGGAAAUAUCAAGAGAGUUAGGAGAUCGAAAUGGGGAACUGACAGCCCAGCUGAACCUUUCUGACCUACAAAUGGUACUAGGACUUAGCUACAGCACUAAUACUUCAGUAUUGUCUGAAGUGCAGGAUGUGGAUACCAGUUCUCUUGGUGCGCGGCCUCGGUUAAGCAGACGUCACAGUAUGGAGAAUUUGGAACUUGUUAAGUUAACACCAGAUAAGGUGGAGAACUGGAACACUGAAAUACUUGCAAAACAGAAAUCCCUUCUGUCCAAGCCAUCUGCUAAACUUAUGUUUGUCAAUAGACUUAAAGGAAAAAAGUUUAAGAACAGCACUGCAAAAGUCCUGCAGGACACCAGCAAUUCCUCUGAUGUCAACAGAAAGAUGGCAAAUUCUCAGCGGAAAACAGCGGUUAUAGACAGCGUAGGAGAUGAAGGCUUCUUUGAUCUAUUGAGUCGAUUUCAAAGCAACAGAAUGGAUGACCAGCGGUGCAGCUUACAGGGCAAGAACUUCAUGAGUGUUCCCAUAGCCACAUGUUCCACGCCUCCAAAAUCCAUGAGAAAAUCUCUCUCUGCAUCGGUUGUUUCUCCUCACACUGAUCAGUUCCUAGAUCUCAUUGCCAGUUCUCAAAGCCGACGGCUGGACGAUCAGAGAGCCAGUUUCAGCAAUCUGCCUGGAUUGCUGAUCAGCCAGAAGCAUAGUAACUCUGUUCUGAGUCACCUGAUGGCCAGUGAAAACCGAGAGCCAGAUGAAGAUUUCUUUGACAUGCUGGUGAAAUGUCAGGGUUCUCGCUUAGAUGAUCAACGUUGUGCCCCUCCUCCGCCACCCAAGAAAUGUCCCACUGUCCCAGAUGAAGACUUCUUCAGUCUUAUUCAACGCGCACAAGCCAAGCGCAUGGACGAGCAAAGAGUGACAUUGUCAUCCUACCCUAAAAGACCCAAUACAAGCUAGGGCAUACUGCCAUGUGUGGUCUAUUCCAUUCUC